UUUCAAGAAGGACAGAGAUUGUGGGACAGCUUUCCUGCCUGUAAUCCCCUGGAGCCGCACACUCAAUAGCAAGUCUUUGAGGCUUGUAACCCAAAUCCUGCCAGGCUGCACAGAGAGUACAAAUGGCUCUUGCAUACUUAGAUACUGAACUUUGACACCAGGCAACAAGGCACCUUCUCUGCACAUCCAAGGUUGUGAGGAUAUCCAAGGACAACCAAUUCAGGCUGAUACAUGGCAGGAAAAAUGUGGAAGUAAGACGGCGCAGCAGCCGCCAACAGCAGGAGUGGGCUGUGGCAACCUGGCUACUGUAACAGUGACUGUUUACAAGCCAUCCCUUUGCCAGCAGCUGGGCUGUGCACUGCCUAGUGGGAAUGGAGCAGGUGGACUCAAAUGGGAUGGCUCGCUCUCUGUAUGAGUGGCUGUGGCAGCACGAGUUCUGGCUGCCCCCAGGAAUCACCUGGGAGGACAUGCAAGAAUCUGAAGACACUCAUUACCCUCAGCCUCGUGAUCUCCUGCUCAGUAUCCCUUUUGCUUUAAUUUUGGUAAUCAUUCGAUGUGCCUUUGAAAGAGCCAUAGCCCUGCCCCUCAGUACAAAAUUGGGUGUGAGAGACAAGCAGAGACCAAAAGCUCAGGCCAACCCCGUGCUGGAAACAUUCUAUAGUACACGCCGCAAGAACCCGAAAGAGGGUGAGCUGCUCAGUUUAGCCAAGCAAUGUGACCUGCCAGUGAGGAAGGUGGAGAAGUGGUUCCGGCACCGGAGGAACAUGGACCGGCCCAGCCUGUCCAAGAAGUUCAGCGAGGCCUGCUGGAGAUUUACAUUUUACAUCAUUUCUUUCUUCACUGGACUCGCUGUCCUGUAUGAUAAACCUUGGCUUUGGGACCAUAGAGAGUGCUGGACAGGAUAUCCACAACAGCCUCUCCAGCCCUCCCUGUUCUGGUACUACAUGCUGGAGCUCUCCUUCUACUGGUCACUGGUCUUCACCUUGCCCUUUGAUGUGAAGAGGAAGGAUUUCAAGGAGCAGAUAGUCCAUCAUGCUGCAACCAUCUUCCUGAUCAGUUUUUCAUACUGUGCCAACUACAUCCGCAUUGGGACACUGGUGAUGGUGAUUCAUGAUGCUUCUGAUUGCUUCCUGGAGCCAACUAAGAUAUUCAAUUACAUGAAGUGGAAAAAAACUUGUGACAGCCUCUUUAUGAUCUUCUCAGCUGUUUUCCUGAUCAGCCGCCUGGUCAUUUACCCCUACACAGUGCUUUAUAACACCUACUAUUACUCCAUGGAGAUAUUCCAACCCUUCUUUGGAUACUACUUUGUGAAUGUUCUCCUGAUAAUUCUGCAGCUGCUCCAUGUCUUCUGGUCCUGCUUAAUUAUUCACAUGGUCUACAAAUUCAUCCUCCAGGGCACGAUGGAAAAGGACAUGAGAAGUGACACAGAAGAAAGUGACAAGGAUGAAGAAAGAGAUAAAAUUAGAGAAAAGGAGAAAAAUGGAAUCACGUGUUUCAGCAACGUCACAAGCAAUGGUUACAUCCAGAGGAAUGGAUCUGAGCCCCUGGACAACAGAGCCCACCGUGCCAAUGGCCAUGCCAAGGAAAGAUAGCUGCUGUCAUGUGCUGCUGGCCUGGCCUCCAGUGACCCCAGGCCACCAUCUGUAGAAACAGUUUUGCUCACUGUGUAGAUAAACUGGAGUGCAAUUGCAGUAUUGUAGCUGAAUUCCUGCUUCCCAUAAACCAAAGUGUUUAUAGUCAGUGGAUAUUUGAAGGAAGUUUUUUGUCUUCCUUCAGUAAAAGCUUACUAUAGGUUGUAGCCUCAAAACAGCAAGGGAUCAAAGUGGCUUGACUUGUAUUAAGACUGUACCAUAAUUGUUGUCAAAUUUGUUAAUCUUGAAAAAUACUUUAAAAAUAAGAAGGUGGAUAAACUCUGGCAGUGUCAAGUUUUACCCACCUAAUGUUGAUAGGAAUCUGUUUAGCCUGGAUCAGCCUCUGGAGGCCCUAGCCUAUUGCCAGUAAUUAUUAUGGCUGACAAGUGACAAAUCUUACCACUGGGAUGCCUCUUCUGAGAAAACAGGUGCCCUGUAUACAGUUACAAAAUUAAAACUGAGUAUAGUGAAAUUAAAGCUUUUGGAAAGGCUUAAGAUAAAACAUGUUCUUCUCAAAGGAAGUACUCUUCGUGCCAGUGACCAGUUUUGUAAUGGUGUGGAUCUCAGUCCCUACUUCCUGCCCCUAAGCUCCAAAGCCCAGGCUGGAGGAGUACCCACACAAAUAACAUUCGAAGAGUAGGAAAAUCCAGACAGCUGUUUCUCAACACUUAGGCGUUGGACUUGAUGAUCAUUGUGGGUCCCUUCCAACACAUAAUAUUCUGUAAUUCUGUGAUAAUCGAAAGUUGGAAGCACAUGUAUUGUACGCUGUGAUCUAAGCGUAUGGUCUCACCUCUCUGCAGGUGCUGUGCUCAGGAGGGGUAUUGAAAUGAUACAUCAUUUUGUACUACUGAAUGUAAAUGAUCUUUAUAAAUUACUUUUAAAGGUUUGA
Molecule: messenger RNA, 2520 nt
Organism: Motacilla alba alba
Lineage: Eukaryota; Metazoa; Chordata; Aves; Passeriformes; Motacillidae
Product: ceramide synthase 4-like
Exons: 13
Coding region: 372-1592 (406 amino acids)
Biological process (GO): ceramide biosynthetic process; regulation of DNA-templated transcription
Cellular component (GO): membrane
Molecular function (GO): DNA binding; sphingosine N-acyltransferase activity; DNA-binding transcription factor activity, RNA polymerase II-specific
Source: RefSeq, a predicted model, not a curated record